Molecule: messenger RNA, 873 nt
Organism: Penaeus vannamei (Pacific white shrimp)
Lineage: Eukaryota; Metazoa; Arthropoda; Malacostraca; Decapoda; Penaeidae
Source: RefSeq, a predicted model, not a curated record
AUGAACAUCACGGGCGCCAACAUCCGCAUCUGGAAUCCACGACCAGGACCUGCCCAAGUUGGAGAAGAUCGUGUGGGAGGGGCAGGGCGACAGGCUGCUCAAGGAGACGAGCAACCACGCCAAAGUCAGGCAGUUUCCUCAGUGCCCAGGAUGUGGACGAAGAUCAAGGAGAUCCACAACGCGGCCAUCAACGCAGACCUCGAUACCCUGGACGCCAAGUCUGACCCGCCGGACAUCCUGACGGCGAAGGACCACAACGGACUCAACCCGCUGCACAAGGCAUCAGCUCUCGGCACAAGGAGAUCGUGGAGUUCAUCGUCCAGAAGAACCAGAGCACAGUGUUUGGCCAGGACAAUAAGGGUCGAACUCCCUUGUACUAUGCUGCCGUGGCCAAGGACGGCGGGGAAGUGUACGAGUAUCUGCUCAACAACGGGUCGGAUCCUGUACAUAAUGACCAGUACCGCAAGACCGCCGACCACUACCGCUGGAAGCCCAACGACCUUGACCUCUCCGUGGUGCACGAGACCCCAGCGGCACCUCGCGACGGGAACUACCUCGACCUCAUCGGGAACGGGAAGUCCAGGGCGCCGUCGAGGACCAAUGGGAGGUCACGCAAUCCCAGCAGAAGGAACUCCGUUGGCGAUGACAAGAAGUCGAAAGAAGGACGCCAAGUCGAGGAGAAACAGCUUGAGUGACUCGCCAACCAUGACCUUCAAAGACAUGAAAGACGUGAGUGACGCGGACAUCGAGCAGUUCAUCCGAGACGGCGACGUGGACAGCCUGGAGUGCGUCGUGGCUGUCCGGUCGCGGGGCGGACCUGCAGGGGAAGUCGUCGUGGAAUGAGCAGGUCCGCAAGUUCCUGAAGAAGGUGCC